CUUCGAUCUAAAAAUUAAAAGUAUGCGUCGGAUUAUUGAUCAAACUCCAGAUAUGCUCAAAAACCGUGAAGUAUAUAGCCAUUGAGAAUCAAAAUGUACUAUGACCACUCAAUAUGAAUGAUCGUGUCAGUAAAUUUAUUGAACGAAGUUAAAAUAUACGUGUGAAGUUAUGCGAAUAUUUUCUAGUAGUUACAUUUCGAAGCGGGGAGUUUUAUAGUGAUGCUUGGCUCAAUCCCCACAGCAGUGAUUAUUUUUGUCAAAGCCGUUCAAGAGCGCUUAGCCUUGAAUAUUGGUCUGAUAGUACUUGCUGUUUUAUUAUUGUCUUUCGGAAUACCUGGUCUAACAGCCGACAAGGGAUUAUGGAAUAUUUUAUCAUGGAUUCUGACGAUGGCUGUCUCUUUCACUACACUGAUAAUAGGGUACAGAAUGGAAAAAUUGACUAAAAAAGCGAGCAUCAUAGUGCUGGGAUUGGCUGGUGGGAUAGCAGCCUUGGGUGUCAUUCUGUGGAUCGCAUUAGGAGUUGCUCAGUAUCCGGUAGCUGCAAAGUAUGUUCCCGCCUUAAUCGUCAUAUUCGCUAUUUUGAUGGUGUUAUAUCUAACUGGACAAGGUAUAAAACGUUGCAGUAAGGCUGAAACAGGAAGUCUUAUACCAGUUUGGUUAUCCCUGAUCACUUGGACAUAGGUGAUAAUGAUUUAUGUAUUUGUAUCUAUUAUGUUACCAGAUGGCUCAAAGUAACAGCAGAUGGAUGAACACGUUUUCUUUUUGCUUUUUGAAUGAAUAAUUCC
Trichobilharzia regenti is the source of this 785-nucleotide messenger RNA. NCBI's taxonomy places the organism in Eukaryota, Metazoa, Platyhelminthes, Trematoda, Strigeidida, Schistosomatidae. The record is from the annotation of a GenBank genome assembly.